GGGGGAACGUCCCGUGGUCCCGGCCUGUAGCUCCCACCGCGGGUUGGUUCUCCGACAGUCCCUGCUCUGUGUUUCUGCUCAGUGUGCCUGCAGCCACAUAAAGACUGCUCCAUAACUCUGAUUUUCUUUGCCUCCGAUCCUCUAAUGAUGAGAAUGUCCUUGAGGGUCUCUCUCAUAGCUGCAUUUCUAGUAUUCUAUGUGCUGUUAAGUUGUGCUCUGGAACACGAGAAGAGGGGAAGCGAAUUUGAAAGCCCUGACAGGCGCGUUGACGGCGGCGUCGGGGUGAGGAGGAACGACACGGCCGCUAAUGACGGGAGAGCCGAGGCUGCGGCUCCGCGAGGGAAGGUCAAAAAGACGACGAGGAGGAGAAUGUUAACGGGGCCGAGGAGCGACCACGGCUGCACCGGGCUGGGGGGCAUCUGCCAGUCAAAGCGAUACAUCUGCCAAGGCCGGUACCUGAAAGGCAAAUGUUCAGGAGCCAAGUCGAGGCGGUGCUGCGUUCAAGCUGGAGCUUGGAGUGUCCUUUGUGCAGGUCACCACAACAACAGAGUGCGGGCCUGUGAUGCGCACGGCUGCGGAGCUUUCAACUCCAAAAGAGAUAACGGCCUGCAUAAAGCAGUGGACCUGGUGUGUGAUGACUACGGGAUCAUCAACACUCCGUUCACUGGCUCUCUGGCGGGCCCUGUGAGUCGGAAGGACACAGCUGGUAAUCGGUACGAUGGGGUCAAACUUCUCAGCGAUGUGCACUGCGUCCACAUCUUCAACAUCCGUCCGUACCGUUACUCAGGUCCGGUGGCUCAGGGAGAAGCCUUAGGAUACCUGUUACCGCUGCAGGAACGCUUCUCCGGCAUUACAUCACAUCUGGAGCUGCAAAUGUGUGAUGGUACUGACCCUUCACCUUUCAUAUGAACCAUGAUCUUGAAUGAAUUUUUUUAUACAACUUCUCAGUUGACUUUAAGAUAUGAGCCACGAUAAUGCCUAAAGAUGUUUAUAACCAGUUAUGUGCUUUUAACUUUCCUCUGCCCUAUGAAGGAGCAAUUUUAAUUUUAAUAUUUCUGACAUAACUGACAUCUUACAACCUCUAAUGUCUCAUUCUAAUAACAGAAAUUUAUUUUUCUUACCAGCUUGUAAUUACCAGCUCUUGAAUAACUGAUGACAAUCUCUCAGUUACUCCUCCUGAAUAUUUUUGUAUUAUCAUUAUUAUCUUUUUCCAGUGUUUCCAUUUUGAAAAAAAAAGGAAUAUUCCAGAAUAUAUAUUUUUCUUCUUCAUUUCUGUAAAAAAAUAAAUAAAUAAAUAAAACAUGUUCCAUUCCACAACAUGGAUUAAUUUUAUGC
Molecule: messenger RNA, 1335 nt
Organism: Mugil cephalus (flathead mullet)
Lineage: Eukaryota; Metazoa; Chordata; Actinopteri; Mugiliformes; Mugilidae
Product: leukocyte cell-derived chemotaxin-2-like
Exons: 6
Coding region: 145-909 (254 amino acids)
Source: RefSeq, a predicted model, not a curated record